AUGGGUUUCGAGUGGCACGGCCCCGGGCAGGGCAAAAAAGAAGGACCAACUAUCGUGUACCCCUGGAUGGCGUAUAACCCUACUGCCGGAUCCCGCUGGCGUUUCGUGCCUAAUGGCCAAUCCGGGUCGACAUGGUUCAUGGCCUUGUCAUGCGCCCUCACCCAACGUCAUGGCAGUUGGCACCAGCAGCCCAUUGUCGUCUGGUCACACACUGUACGCGUAGCAGCAGCAGCGCCUGGCCAUGAGGAGAGGCGAGGGGGUGUAAGUAGACACAGCAGCCGUCUAGUCUCCACUGCGCCAGCGCCAGCACCAGCAUCAGCACCAGCACCAGCAACCCGCGUGCUUUGUGUAAGGCGAUCAAGGAGAUCGACAGCACCCUUGCUUUUUGCCUUCGACCAAGUGUUUCUCAGCGGCCUGUAG
Molecule: messenger RNA, 420 nt
Organism: Bipolaris oryzae ATCC 44560
Lineage: Eukaryota; Fungi; Ascomycota; Dothideomycetes; Pleosporales; Pleosporaceae
Exons: 2
Coding region: 1-420 (139 amino acids)
Source: RefSeq, a predicted model, not a curated record